AUGUCCUUCCUCAGUAAAGCUGCUAGAACUGUUUCUUCUCCAAGAGUUUUGUAUCCAUUUCUCGCUCUCGGUACUGUCGGUGUUGCGUACCAUUUUUCCACUAUGAGCGCCAUCUAUAACGAAAAUAGUAAAACCUUUAAAGGUGAUGACAAAUGGGUUGAUUUGAAGUUGAUCAAGUCUUACGAUUUGUCUUCUAACACUAAACACUUUGUCUUUGCUACUGAAUCCGAUGACGAUGUUUCUGGUUUGCAAACUGCUUCUUGUGUCUUGGCCAAGUUUGUUACUCCUAAAGGUAGCAACGUUAUUAGACCUUACACUCCUGUUUCUGAUACUGAACAAAAGGGCACCAUUGAAUUCGUUAUUAAGAAGUACGAAGGUGGUAAGAUGAGUUCUCAUCUUUUCAAUUUGAAGGAAAAUGAUACUUUGUCUUUCAAGGGUCCAAUUGUUAAGUGGAAAUGGGAACCUAACCAAUUUAAGGAAAUCACCUUAAUUGGUGGUGGUACUGGUAUCACUCCUUUGUACCAAUUGGUCCAUGAAAUCACUAAAAACCCUCAAGAUAACACCAAGGUUCAUUUGAUCUACGGUAACUUGUCCCCCAAGGAUAUUUUGAUGAAAAAGGAACUUGAUGAAUAUGCUGCUAAGCACAAGGAUCAAGUCAAGGUCACUUACUUUGUCGACAAGGCUGAAUCAAAUUGGGACGGAAAGACAGGUUACAUCACCAAGGAAUAUUUGGAAUCUGAAUUACCAAAGCCUUCCAAGGAAUCCAAGAUUUUUGUCUGUGGUCCACCACCAUUGUACAAUGCCAUUUCUGGUAACAAGGUCUCUCCUACAGAUCAAGGUGAAGUCACUGGUAUCUUGGCCGACUUGGGUUUCACCAAGGAACAUGUUUUCAAGUUCUAG
Lizanozyma spartinae is the source of this 900-nucleotide messenger RNA. RefSeq names its product cytochrome-b5 reductase (gene MCR1). The transcript has a single exon. Bases 1 to 900 code for a protein of 299 amino acids. Gene Ontology annotation, biological process: ergosterol biosynthetic process. The record is from RefSeq and is a predicted model, not a curated record. Gene Ontology annotation, molecular function: cytochrome-b5 reductase activity, acting on NAD(P)H. Lineage: Eukaryota; Fungi; Ascomycota; Pichiomycetes; Serinales; Debaryomycetaceae.